UUGUGCCCUGCCCUCUUGUCUGGUCUGGUCUGGGGUACCGGGGAUCAUGGGCAUACCACAAAGCAAGGACGGGCCUUGUCGAGCGAGUUCGGACCAUCACAUUCCAGCAAGCCGUCUCGGAAGAGAUUAGAUGUUGUUGCAUCACAAACCACAUCUGACAUAUGGGCCAGCCUGCAGAAUACCUCGCGGCGCGCUUCGGCGAUGGGCUUUGCAACUCUUACAAUCACAUUAUUCGCCACGGACAGAGAGGCGCCAAUAAACGGGCGGAGAUAUGGCGACAUUGACCAUCCUGUCCUGUUUUACGGCUGGCUACUGACCCGUCGGGAUGUGUGUGGUGGCUUGCCCAGUCUGGCAGGUCGGGAACGGUGGUUUAGCAGAAAGCGCACCAACGAAUCGCCCAUCGGCCGACUAGUGUCGCUUAGUGGUCUGUCUUUCAAAGCCGACGACGUCAGGUACAAAGUGCCGGCACGAGGCCGGAGGUUCAAAGUUCAACGGCGGGGCAACGCAGCGACAGAUGCCAUGACGCCAAGACAAAUUUUCAUGCCAACGCUCGAUGGGGCUCUUUGGGAUUGCACUCGAACCUGCAUGGCUUGUCCCUUACCUUAUCUCAAGAUUGAACAAGGUCAGGGCCUGCACAAGAUGUGUGCUGACGCUCGCCUCAGUUAA
Colletotrichum orchidophilum is the source of this 666-nucleotide messenger RNA. RefSeq lists its product as uncharacterized. The record is from RefSeq and is a predicted model, not a curated record. The transcript has a single exon. Lineage: Eukaryota; Fungi; Ascomycota; Sordariomycetes; Glomerellales; Glomerellaceae. The annotation marks the transcript as partial.